This is a messenger RNA of Pyrus x bretschneideri (Chinese white pear), 954 nucleotides long. RefSeq lists its product as uncharacterized. NCBI's taxonomy places the organism in Eukaryota, Viridiplantae, Streptophyta, Magnoliopsida, Rosales, Rosaceae. The coding region runs from base 102 to 800 and encodes 232 amino acids. The transcript has 2 exons. The record is from RefSeq and is a predicted model, not a curated record.
CCCUGUUAUUGGAAGCUUCUUCAAUUCAGAGCUUUUCUAAUUCCACCUCCAUUCACCAUACAAAUCCAAGUUAGGGUUUUUAUUUUCUCCCCAAAAAUCCAAUGGAUUUCCAGAAGAAGAGAAUCCAAUUACUGCUCUUCAUUGUUGGCAUCAUCGUCCUCAGUAUCACAGCUGAAAAAUGUCGGCAACUGGUUGGGGAAGAGAGUUCAUCUCAGAGUGGGAAGUUUACAUUCUUGAACUGCUUUGACAUGAGUUCCGGAACACUAGCUUGUUCUGUCAAAGAGGGAGUGAAGCUCUAUGUUAACAACAUCAGAGCUUCUCAUGUUGAGACGAUGAGGCAUAAAGCAAUUGAAGGUGCAUUGGCUGAUGCAUUGUCCCAGGGGAUAUCGGCUAAAGAUGCAGCCAAACAAGCACAGACAGCAGGAGCAAAGGCAGCGAAACUGGCAACACGGCAAGCAAAGCGGAUAAUAGGUCCUAUCAUCUCUUCUGGAUGGGACUUCUCUGAAGCUAUUUACUACGGUGGUGCAAUAACAGAAGGGAGUGUCAGGGGCACCGGAACCAUGUUUGGCACCUAUGCUGGAGGCUUUCUAGGAGAGCAACGGCUUGGGAGAUUUGGUUACCUUGUGGGAAGUCAAUUGGGCAGUUGGGUCGGAGGUAGAAUUGGAUUGAUGGUCUAUGAUGUGAUUAACGCGGCGAAUUACAUACUCCAAUUUGGUAUACCCGAACAAAGUUCAGCUGAAGCUCGUGAAACUUCCGCCUAUGAGAACUCCGAAACACAUGAACAUUCUGAACUGAGGUGAAUGAAAUGAAAUAUGUUCGUUCCUUUGCUUCUUUUCGCUCAAUGUUAUUUUGUAGAUGCCAAUAUAAGAAAAUAGAUCAGUUACUCAUUCUAAUAUGCGUAUACUUUUACAGAUGGUAUUUCCAUAGAAUUGCAUGCUUCGUUCUUACGCUGAA